Molecule: messenger RNA, 3351 nt
Organism: Closterium sp. Yama58-4
Lineage: Eukaryota; Viridiplantae; Streptophyta; Zygnematophyceae; Desmidiales; Closteriaceae
Source: the annotation of a GenBank genome assembly
AUGCUUGUAACGCGGAUAUUCUGCCGAGCGUCGAUGUUAGGACCGCGCGGAGAUGUGGACGGAGAAAGUGAUGCUAGAGGGCCGCGUGAGGACACGCGCUGUGCGCGGAUUGGCGAGGAGGAUGCAGUGAAUGUGGACACUCGAGCGGCAGCGAGUUGGCGCGCGACGGCCGAGGUGGACGAUAGAGCCAUAGGGGAGUGGCGAAAUGGAAAGGUUGAAAAUGGCUUCAAGCCAUGUCUUCACGAGCCGCUCUCUCCUGCUUCUCGCGCGGCCGUGUCGCGCAUCUCCGUUACACACCGCACUCUCGUCGCCGAUAGCCGGAUCGCAACUCUCUUCCUCCUUUCUCUCUACGCGACGGUUGAGAUCAUUAGUGGCUCGGAAUCCGAGCCUGGUGUGUUGUUGUCCGAGCCUGUCGCCAUGCCUUCGCCAGUGGAGGGGAGCUCAGGAGGAGCCAGCACGAGUGGUGGAUCCGAUGUGCCUAUAUUGAGCGGGCUUCCAAAGGGUGUGGUUAUACGCGAUAUAGAGGAACUGCAGCGGAAGAAGCGGGCGAUGAGAGCAGCAGGGCACGAUACAGUGCAGGUGAUAGCGGAUUUCGACCGCACGCUCACCAAGUUCACAGUCAACGGCAAGCCGGGGCAGAGCUGCCACAUGCUGCUGAACCUGCGGCACCCGGAGUUGGAGGAGAGGGGCAGGCGGCUGACAGCCAAGUACCUGCCCUUGGAGACGGACCCGCACUUGCCGUACGAGGAGAAGUUCAAAUGCAUGGUGGAGUGGUGGACGGCAGCACACGAACUGUUGCUAGAGAGUGGAAUCACGCGCGCUGACGUCACUCAGAGUGUAGCCGCUGCCAACACCGCCUUCCGUGACGGCUUCUGUGACAUGCUGGCGCUGCUGGAGGCCCAUGUUGUGCCGCUGCUCAUCUUCUCUGCUGGCCUGGCUGACGUCAUUGAGGAGCUGCUGCGCCAGCAGCUGCCUCGCUCCUUCUCCAACGUGCGAGUGGUCUCCAACCGAAUGCAGUUCGAUGAAUCUGGACGCCUCGUCGCCUUUCCAGGGCGCAUCAUCCACGUGUUGAACAAGAAUGAGCACGCCUUGGAGCUCGCAGCCAUGGAGGAGGCCUCUGCACCUUCUGACACUCACACUCACGGCCAUGCCACCACCACAGCUGCACACACAAACCCAGCUUCCGCCACCCAGGUGCUGACAAUGCCUCCGCAAGGUGUUGAGGAGGCUGGUGCAAUCACGGCUGCAGAGGAGGUGGCGGAGGUGCGGAGCAGGACGAAUGUGAUUCUGCUGGGCGACCAUCUGGGGGACCUGGGCAUGUCGGAGGGUGUGAGUAUCAGCAAUCAGAUCUCAGUGGGGUUCUUGAACCAUGACUUGGAGCGGCAGUUGGAGAUCUAUAAGAGUGUUCUCCCUGCUACCCGCAUUAGACGUCGUCGCUCGGCUGUCGAGGCGCUCCAUUCGGCGCUUUCGAUCGAGCCCGUAUCGCCCGCCUUCGCCCCGCAAAUGGGCGUCGACCGCGCGCAGGCGGAGCCGGACACAGCGGCGCGGGAGAAGCGGCCGAGAGAGGCGGAGGGUGAAGGGGCGGAGGAAAAAGCGGAGGAGGGGAAUGGCGGAGGUCCGAGAGAUUGGGAAGUGACGGGGGGAGACAAAGCGGGAGCAGAUGCGGGUGGUCAAGGCAAUGAGACGGCGAAGGAAGUGAAGGGAGAUGCAAGAGGGGAGAGCACGAGAGGGACGGAGGAGAAAGCAAAUUUAGAUGGCAGAGCGGGGGUUAAGAAUGAGGACGAAGGGGGCAAGAGGGACACAGAGAGAGAACCGAAACGGCUGAAAUCGGAGGCAGGAGCGUCGGAGGAAGCAGAAACAACGGAGACGGCAGCCGAUGGCGACAAGGGGGACGACGAGGACGUAAAGAGAGAGCGCAACCGAAAGUAUUACAAAAAGAAAAAGGUGGCGCUCUUUAUCGCGUACUGCGGCGCGGGCUACCAGGGCAUGCAGCGCAACCCGGGCGCGCGCACGAUCGAGGGGGAGCUGGAGAAGGCGCUGUACCGCGCGGGCGCGAUCCUGGAGAACGACCUCGGGGACUUCUGGAAGAUCGACUGGAUGCGCUCGGCGCGCACGGACAAGGGCGUGAGCGCGCUGGGGCAGGUGGUGUCCGUGCGCCUCGUGCUGGACCCGCCGGGCUUCGUGGAGCGCGUUAAUAAGCACUUGCCCAAACAGGUGCGGCUGCUGGGCUUCGUUAAUGUCACGGCAGGGUUCAACGCCAAGGACCAGUGCGACCGGCGCAGGUACGAGUACGUGAUCCCGACGUUUUGUUUCAACCCGCUGGCCCACCGCGACCGCGAGUACCUGCUGCGCAUGGGGCUCAUUGCGGACCCCGACGGCGCACCGGCCGCGCAGGGCGGGGGCGAGGGCGAGGGGGCAGUGGGGGAGAAGGGGGCGGAAGGGAAGGAACAGAGCGGGGCUGCAAAGGACUCCGCAGCUGCUGCAGAAGAGAAGGAGAAGGGGAAGGCGGAUGGGUUGGCAGCUGCUGAUAAGCCAUCAGAAGCUGCGGCAGACACAGAAGAAACAGAAUCCAAACAAGCAAACAAAGCAGAGGGAAAAGCAGCAGCGGACGCAGAGGACAAGCCCAAGCCCGCCACACUCCCCGCCCCCCUCCCCGCCGUGUUCACCCCGCCGCCCUACACGUUCGACUCGGCGGCUCUGGCGCGUCUGAACCACCUGCUGGGGCUGUUCGUGGGCACGCACUGCUUCCACAACUACACCGUCAAGGUCAGCGCCAAGGACGCGGCGGCCAAGCGCUACAUCGUGUCGUUCGCCGCUGAGGGCGUGACGAGUAUUGAGGGCAUGGAGUGCGUCAAGUGCGUGGUGGUGGGGCAGAGCUUCAUGCUGCACCAGAUCCGCAAGAUGGUCGGCAUGGUGCUGGCCGUAAUGAGGGGGCAUGCGCCCGAGGAGAUGCUCACUGACGCGUUUCGGAGGGACAAGCGGUACAACGUGCCCUUGGCACCAGAGCUCGGUCUGUUCCUGGUGGAGUGCAUGUUCCCCGCCUACAACAACAAGUGGGCCGCCUCGCACCCGCUGGUCACACUGGAGCCGUUCAGGGAGGCGGCGGAGCGGUUCAAGGAGGACGUGGUGUACCCGCACAUCGUGAGCACGGAGCGCAAGACCCACGUGUUUGCCACGUGGCUCUCCAACCUCAACGACCGCAACUACCCCGACUUUGUGCUCGCCAGGGCUGAGGCCAAGGGGCUGCUGGGCGGUGGUGGGGACGGUGAAGGGGAGGAGGGAGUGGGGAAGGCAGAGAGGGGGGAAGGAGGUGCAGAGGAGGCGAAAGAGGGGGAGAAGAAGGAAGGGUAG